Neodiprion virginianus is the source of this 4248-nucleotide messenger RNA. Its product is annotated as fat-like cadherin-related tumor suppressor homolog. Gene Ontology annotation, molecular function: calcium ion binding. Bases 653 to 4195 code for a protein of 1180 amino acids. The transcript is spliced from 4 exons. The record is from RefSeq and is a predicted model, not a curated record. Gene Ontology annotation, biological process: homophilic cell-cell adhesion. Gene Ontology annotation, cellular component: plasma membrane. NCBI's taxonomy places the organism in Eukaryota, Metazoa, Arthropoda, Insecta, Hymenoptera, Diprionidae.
GUCGUGUCGGUUGUGUUUCGGUGAGUACGAGUGUGUCUUAUCCGCGGAUGUGCGAUCCUUUUUCCUCUCUCGGUCGUUGUUGAGCCGAUACGACGGUACGCAACGCGACGACGCCGUGGCGGUAAAACACGCGCGUUCUUUUUCGAAGUAGGUACGGUUUUACUCUUUGGUUUGCAAUUUUGGGUGGGUAAUUUCGUUGGAAAAUAUCUCGGAAGUUAAGUACAUGUAAUAAGGAACAAACAGAGAAGAACAAAAAAGCGGGGGAAAGGAAGACGGAGAGAGAAAGAGAGAAAAAACAGUGCGGAAUUUACCGUUACCUAUCGUGUGAAAUUACUAUAAUGUUACUAUUACAUGAGUGUGCGUGUCGUUGACAGUGGUGAAGUUAUUUUUGUUGUUAUCGUCGUUGCUUGUUUUAUCACGAAUCAAUUUGCGAUUGGAUCAACGCUCUAUUGGAUUACCUGAAUACCGACACCGUUUGCAGCCAUCGCCCCUUUAUCGCGGCUGAUUCUGAUUCAGCUGACAAACGCUGACGUGUCCGUAACGUGUGUUACCCACGUCCGGCGAGCUGCAAUCGGGAGAAGAGAGUCGGCGGAACGCUGCGAGCAGUGGUCGGAAAUCGAAGAGAUAUCAGCUCCAAUAAUGAGCUAGCGCGAUGAGGAGAACGUGGCAGCGUUCGCUGCUCGCCUGGCCAUGGGCUUGGCUGUGGAUCGCCCUGGCGGCCACUACGGCCUCCCCGGGCAUCUCAUCGGCGAGUGGAUCAGCACCGAAAACGGGGCCAGCUGGGAUGACGACGACGACGACGACGACGACGACGACGACGACGACGACGACGAUGGCGCCGUCGGUCGUCCAGGAAUUCAGAUUUACGCAACCGCUUUACAACGUUUCGAUACCGGAGAAUUCGGUGGGUAAAACGUUCGUAGUGCCCGACGAGAAAAUGGGUAUAAGGCUGGGCGCAGCUGACGGAAACGGCGAAGUGCGUUAUAAGAUAGUCGGUGGUGAUAGAGACAAGUUUUUCAAAGCCGAAGAACGGAUUGUGGGUGAUUUUUGUUUUCUACUGAUAAGGACUCGAACCGGUAACGUGGACGUGUUGAACCGCGAACGGAAAGAUCGGUACGUUCUCGAAGUGCGGGCAACAUCGACCCGCCGUGACGGCAAGAACAGACAGACGACCCUUGUCGACGCGGACGCAACCGUCGUCGUUACUGUCCUCGACACGAACGAUCUCAGCCCCUUGUUUUACCCGACCGAGUACGAGGUGGCCGUGCCCGAGGACACUCCUCUGCAUCGGAGCGUAGUCAAGGUGACUGCCGACGACGCUGACCUUGGCAGGAACGGUGAGAUUUACUACAGCUUCGCCGAGGAGAACGAACAGUUCGCCGUCCAUCCGGUCAGUGGCGUGAUCACGCUCACCAGACCCCUCAGAUACGCCGAGCGCGCCCUCCACGAGCUGACGGUCCUCGCCGAGGACCGUGGCGCCCUCGUCAGGUUCGGCGGUGGCGCGCCAAGCGCCAGCACGACCAAGGUGACGAUCAGGGUGCGCCAGGUGAACCUCCAUGCGCCGGAGAUAUACGUUCACCACCUUCCGGACGUCCUGGAGCACUCGAAUGCGGACAUUUAUGCCAUCGUGAGGGUUGUCGACAGAGACGAAGGGGCGCAUGGGGAAAUCGCGAGCCUCGACAUAGUGGGCGGUGACCCUGACGGUCACUUCAGGGUUCGACCGGUCGAGAAUUCUGCCGACGGUAAGUCCGGUGAGUACAACGUUGAAAUCCUCAGACUCUUGGAUCGCGAGGUUGCACCCCAGGGCUACAACCUCACCCUGAGAGCCCUGGAUCGGGGCGUGCCCCAGAGAUUCAGUUACAAGUCGGUACCCGUUCACCUUGCCGAUCUCAACGACAAUGCGCCGGUAUUUAACCGCGAAAUUUACGAGGUCAAGGUACCAGAGACGGCCCCGGUGAACACCCCGGUUAUCAGGCUCAAGGUGACGGACGCUGACGAAGGUAAGAACGCACUGGUCUUUCUCGAGAUCGUCGGUGGCAACGAGGGUGGCGAAUUUUACAUAAACGCGGACACGGGCAUGCUCUACACCGCCGUGGCUCUCGACGCCGAGAAGAAGGCUUUCUACACGCUUACCGUCGCUGCUAUCGAUCAGGGAAACGCCGGGACCAGGAAGCAGUCCUCGGCUAAGGUUAAGAUUUACGUCGUCGACACAAACGAUAACGAUCCGAUAUUCGAAAAUUCGGAGAUGACGGUGUGGCUUGACGAGAACGAGCCUGCGGGCACUUCCGUGGUAAAGUUAACGGCGAAGGACCAAGACUCGGGGGAAAACGCCUACAUAUCGUACAGCAUCGACAACAUCCGGAAGGUACCGUUCGAGAUCGAUCCGUUCACCGGCGUCGUGAGGACCAAACAGCUCCUCGACUACGAGACGAUGAAGCGGGAUUACAUCCUUCACGUGAGGGCGAGCGACUGGGGCCUCCCUUACCGUCGACAGACGGAAAUGCAGCUGCGCGUCAAGCUCCGCGACGUCAACGACAACAGGCCACAGUUUGAGAAGGUUGACUGCGCUGGUCACGUGCCCCGGUACGUUCCGAUCGGUUCGGAAAUUAUAACCGUAUCGGCGAUCGACUUCGACGUCGGGAACAUAAUCAGCUAUCGUCUUGUGUCCGGGAACGAAGACGCCUGCUUUUCCCUCGAUUCCACAAGCGGGGUUCUCUCCGUUACUUGCGACCUUAUGGAUGUGAAGGUCUCGGACAGGGAGGUGAACCUUACGGCGACCGAUGGCACCCACUUCGCGGAUGUGACGCGAGUCCUCAUCCACCUCGUAAACGCAAAACGCAACCUCGGCCCGCAGGCCGGAAUCCUCACCGACGAAACCGGCGCCUUUGAGUGUCGCGACACCGGCGUCGCGAGGCGGCUAACCGACGCCAUCGCCUCCGCGGAAAAGAACAACAUGCCGAGCUCCGAAGACGAGUACGCCAUGAUGCCAAGUCGGUACGGCGACAACGUUCACGCUCCGGAGUUUAUCAAUUUUCCCAACGAAAUCAGGGUGAACGAGUCCGUCGCGAUCGGCACGACCUUGGCCAAACUACUGGCGCGGGAUCGGGAUCUCGGCUACAACGGGAAGCUGGUCUUCGGCAUAUCAGCCGGCGAUCGCGACUCUGUUUUUCGCCUCGACGCGGACACGGGGGACCUGAACGUGAUCAAUCACCUCGACCGGGAACGCGAGAACGAGUAUUUUCUAAACGUGAGCGUCUACGAUUUAGGCAAGCCCCAAAAAUCGGCCUCGAGGAUGUUACCCGUCACCGUUCUCGACGUUAACGACAACGCGCCGAAGUUCGAGAAGACGCUGGCCAGCUUCAAGAUAUCCGAGAACGCUCUUAACGGCACGAACGUCUUCAGGGCAAACGCGACGGACGCCGAUCUUGGCGAGAACGCGCGCGUCACCUAUUCGCUCGCGACGGAGACCAACGACUUCAGGGUCGACCCCGUCACCGGGGUCCUCAGCGUCUUCGGGAGGCUCGACAGGGAACGUCAGGAGCUGUACGAGCUGCACAUACGAGCCUCGGACAACGGCGGCUUCGGGACCGACGAACCGCCGCUGCACUCGGAAGCUCUGGUCCGCGUGACGGUCGAUGACGUUAACGACAACCCGCCGAAGUUUGCUCUGCCCAGCUACGCUGUUAAAAUACGCGAGGACGUUCCGACUUGGAGCGUCGUCGCCGUUGUCAGCGCCACGGACCCGGACGAGGGACCCGGCGGUGUCGUGGAGUAUUUCUUGUCCGACGCUGCGAUGAAUGGUGAGGGGUUCUUCAAGAUAGACAGAGUCUCCGGCACCAUCAGAACCGCUCUGCCCCUCGACUUCGAGGAGAGGCAGGUUCACAGUCUCUCAAUUAUAGCCAGAGACAGGGGCGAGCCUCCGAUGUCCGCUGAGACCGUUGUCAUCGUCGAGGUCGUCGACGUCAACGAAAAUCUCCACCCUCCGGUAUUCGACGACUUCGUUGUAUCGGCGACCGUUCUCGAAAAUCAACCCGCCGGCACUCUUGUUACCACUCUCAAGGCCACCGACGCUGAUUCCGUCGGCGGUGACUCCAGGGUCAGCUACACCAUUCGCGGCGGCGACGGCAUCGGCAUAUUCUCCAUUGACGAACAAGGUAAACAUGCAGCUCUCGAUACAACCGCACUCAUAAAAUAACGCUUAGUCGUCAACGAUUGCGUGAGUAAAUAUCAUUUCACUCUGAAUUGGUG